GCUUUCAUGUGCCAAGCAAGACGAGCGAGAGUGAAAGUGGACGAAGCCAAUGAACUCACGCGCUGUGUGCGCCCAUCUUCAGGACUGCACUUCGAACUGGCAGCACAGGCACCGGUGCUGUCCUAUGGUUUUUAUCGAUGUGCCAAUUUGCCUGAGCUCUGUGUGCGGCUGGUGCGGCGCACGCGCUUCCGCGCCGCGGUGCGGAAGGUCAUGGCCCAGUUGAAGAAGCAGAACCUGAUUCAGGCGGCUGUACGCUCCUUUCUGCCUGCCAAAUCAGAGUCCAUCAGCAGCGAUUACCAGCUGCUGAGCACCUGGACUUUGCCCAAAUUCUAUGCCAGGCUUGAGAUGAUGUAUGAGAUUUUUCUGCGUUGGCGCGGCCCGGCACGGCCUGCCAUCGAAUCUGCGACGACGUCCUGCAUUUGCAGCCCGCAGCCAUCGAAGGCCGUGGCGCCGGCACCAGCCAUGGCCAACUUUGAAGACGCCUUGCAGAAACAGCUGGAGCUGUUGAAGGUGGAAUUGCUUCAGGCACACUGGGCGUCCCACUCGGCCAACACGUCCCACUCGGUCAACAAGGGCUCAAGACGUAGCAGCACCCUUUCCGUUCCCGUCGAUUUGGAGGUGCCGGGGCAGGAGGUGAUCCCCUCCGAACAUGACGAAGAGGUCGGCGUGGCGUUGCGCGUUUCGGACCACUUUGCGAAUGGCAUCGCAGUUCGAUGGGCCCGCCUUUCCCGCGCCUUGCUGGCACCACCUCCAUCCGAGGCGGGACGGAUUUGA
This is a messenger RNA of Cladocopium goreaui, 774 nucleotides long. Lineage: Eukaryota; Dinophyceae; Suessiales; Symbiodiniaceae. The record is from the annotation of a GenBank genome assembly.